AUGGAUGGAUGCUUCCGGAUGGCUGGCGCUAUAGGGCGCUCAAGCGCGGGAAAGCGCGCGCGCGUAUACAUCGUAAGGCGUGGGAAUGAAAUCGACACCGAGCGCUAUGGAAUUGGGUUAACUAAAUUUAUUCAGGUUCGUACGGACAUGGGGCUGCUGCGCACACGCCAGCAAGGCCACAGUGUUGAGUCCAUUCGUGAUGCCAUGCUCGAACUUCGCGAAAUGUAUCCAAAGGCCGGAAUGAGAGAGAUGAUUAGCUUACUUCACCACGAGGAGGGUAUGAGUGUAUCAAGGAGUGUCAUAAAGUCUUACUUCGCCAUCUAUGAAGCCGAUCUUGUUCGCCAGCGAAAGGCCCGCCGCCUGCAAAGAAGGCGCUUUUGGGCUGCUGGAGUGAAUGAUAUAGUCGCAGUAGAUCAGCACGACAAAUGGCUGAGGUUCAGUCUAGCGUUGCACACCAGAAUCGAACCUUUCUCUGGCCGCAUCAUGUGGAUGCGAGUUUGGCAUUCCAAUCGAAAUCCACAGCUCAUUUUGAGCUACUAUCUAGAUACUAUCGAGAACCUUGGUCAUAUGCCCUUGCAUCGGUGGAUGCGAACCAAGAAAAAUGUCAUGCCAGAGAUUGCGUGGUCCCAACUGCGACGUCGAUUCACUCCGGGUUCUGAGUCCCUGCUGGACCACGGAGUCGAACAAGACUGGUAUGACAGUGACAAUACACUUCAACGCGAAUUAGAUUCUUACCAGGACCGGAUCAACCACACUGCCAAAAGGCGUGAUCGCAACAAGGUACUGCCACAUGGAGUCCCAGAACUUAUCUAUCGGUCCGCUGAAGACUUUGGUGCCCUUGACUUCAAGAUCAAGGUAGAGAAGGCCACUGUGGAUCAUGUUCGAGCAGCGUACAUCAAACCUGGACACCCUGUGUUCGAUCUCGUGCCCAGUGACCUUGGAGACACUCUUCAGAUAUGUUACAAACGUUUGGGACGUCCUGUCGUCAAUCGCAAAUCAGCUUGGACAGUGUAUUUAGGAUUGCUUCAUAUAUUUGCCGCUUCCAUCGAAACACUACCCCGGAUGCCACUCUCUGACAGUAUUGAAGAAGAUGAAGAAUUGCCGCUCCUUCAGGAGCAUCAAGACCUGCCAUUUCACGAAGAGACUAAUGGGUAUUACUAUAUGGGUGGCGUUCGUGGAGGACUUGGACUAGAUGAUGGUCAUCAUCGAUUACUCGAUGACCUUACUCACGAAGAUGAACCAGAUGUCUCUCAUGAGGCUGACAAUGCCGGUCUUCAAUUACUUGAUGACCUUACUCAUGAAGACGAACCAGAUGUCUCUCAUGAGGCUGACAAUGCCGGUCUCGUCGUUUGGGAAUUUUCGGAUGAAGAAGUGGGUGCAAUGGACGAGUGGUGA
Messenger RNA from Suillus plorans, 1395 nucleotides. RefSeq lists its product as uncharacterized. Bases 1 to 1395 code for a protein of 464 amino acids. NCBI's taxonomy places the organism in Eukaryota, Fungi, Basidiomycota, Agaricomycetes, Boletales, Suillaceae. The transcript is spliced from 7 exons. The record is from RefSeq and is a predicted model, not a curated record.